UAUCUUCAAGCCUUAUAACUGUUUCGCAUUUUCCCUUUAACGUGCAAAAUUAAAUGUUUACUAUGGUGUGUAAUAUAAUAUAUGUGUAGCGUGCUUCCAGUUGUCCAUAAAAAAUUCUCGAACUCCUGGGACAACCAGCGCUGUUAAUACUAAUUUGCUCAUUUGACUCUGUAUUCUGCUGGCAGUUUUUCAGCGAUGGAGCUUAAAACGGCUGCGAUUUUCCGGCUCGUUGUGGUAAUCGUGGGAUGCCAGGUUUGUUCAGCAACUUUAACGAUUCCGGCUGGACCCUUAGUUGGUCGCAAGUGCAGCGAGCACGCCGCGAAUCGACAACCCUCGGAACCGUUCACCCCCAAAUGCAACCCAGAUGGAACGUACGCUCCCACACAGUUCAAUACCAAAUCCGGUCUGAAAUUCUGCGUCUCCAAGGAAGGGAUCAUGUUGGUAGCACCGCAGCGAUCGUUGUCAGAUUGUGAUUGCCCACGAAAACGUUUCGAGAAAUUCCAAAACGGAACAUUUGAAGGAUUCAUUUUUCGGUGUGAUACGGAUUUCACUUACUCCGUCCAACAGUACAAUCCCGAAACGAAAGAAACCCUGUGCCUUAUGAAAGAUGGAGAAGUGAUCAAUGAGUAUCGCGGAGAACAGAUCAAGGCCUGCAAAUGUCCGCGCCAGUGGUACGAAGCCAAAAUCAGUCCGUUACCGAAUCGCUAUGGACCGCAGUGUAACACCGAUGGCACUUUCAAGCCACAGCAGUGUCACAAGGGAAAAUGCUGGUGCGCCAAUGGAGAAGGCGAACAAAUCUCAUCUCAAAUGGUCCCCGAGUCUGACGCCGGUACCCUGGACUGCCAGCCAAUAUAAUACGCUGGUCACGAUUCGGCGCGCGGGAUUGUACAAGUUAUGCGGGAAACGGUAUCUCUGGUAACUUUUACAAUUUAUUGUUAGUGAAUAGUUUAUCGCCGUGGUGUCCAGCGCAGAAAACGAAAGCGGUGAAAGUAUUAAGGACAUGACAGUCCAGGACGAUGGAUGUCCAUUACACAGUCACAGUCGCAUUAAUUGUUCACUCAGAAUUUAAUCUUGUGGACGGAUGAAGAAUAAAACUGAGACAAUUAUUCCCCGACUAUCUUG
Paramacrobiotus metropolitanus is the source of this 1122-nucleotide messenger RNA. Its product is annotated as U24-ctenitoxin-Pn1a-like. The transcript is spliced from 5 exons. Lineage: Eukaryota; Metazoa; Tardigrada; Eutardigrada; Parachela; Macrobiotidae. The record is from RefSeq and is a predicted model, not a curated record. The coding region runs from base 196 to 855 and encodes 219 amino acids. Gene Ontology annotation, biological process: cell-matrix adhesion. Gene Ontology annotation, cellular component: basement membrane.